Clupea harengus (Atlantic herring) is the source of this 1600-nucleotide messenger RNA. RefSeq names its product WAP four-disulfide core domain 2 (gene wfdc2). The transcript has 10 exons. The record is from RefSeq and is a predicted model, not a curated record. NCBI's taxonomy places the organism in Eukaryota, Metazoa, Chordata, Actinopteri, Clupeiformes, Clupeidae. The coding region runs from base 70 to 1428 and encodes 452 amino acids. Gene Ontology annotation, cellular component: extracellular region. Gene Ontology annotation, molecular function: serine-type endopeptidase inhibitor activity. Gene Ontology annotation, biological process: antibacterial humoral response; innate immune response.
CCAGGACCUUGCGGAUUCAGGGCUCCGCAUUCUUUCCUUUUCUCCGCCCUCUAUGCUAAUCCAGGCCAUAUGAAGUAUUUAUCCAACAAGUUCGGUCCUGUGAUUGUAAAACAAGUGGACGGAGAGAUGAGACGGCUAGCGCUUUGUGUGUUUCCCUUUGUUAUGCUGAUAAUAUGGAUUGACUUUACAGAAGCUGCUACAGAACAUAAAGCAAAACCAGGCGUGUGCCCACAGAGCCGUGGAUAUGGGUUGUGCGCAGAGUUCUGCACCAACGACAGUGAUUGCCCCAAGGAUGAAAAAUGCUGCAGCAACGGAUGUGGUCACCAGUGUACCGCACCUUACACAGCAAAACCAGGCGUGUGCCCGCUGAGCCGUAGAUUUGGGUUGUGCGCAGAGUCCUGCACCAACGACAGUGAUUGCCCCAAGGACGAAAAAUGCUGCGGCAACGGAUGUGGUCACCAGUGUAUCGCACCUUACACAGCAAAACCAGGCGUGUGCCCGCGGAGCAGUGGAUUCGGGGUGUGCGCAGAGUUCUGCGCCAACGACAGUGAUUGCCCCAAGGAUGAAAAAUGCUGCAGCAACGGAUGUGGUCACCAGUGUACCACACCUUACACAGCAAAACCAGGCGUGUGCCCGCGGAGCAGUGGAUUCGGGGUGUGCGCAGAGUUCUGCGCCAACGACAGUGAUUGCCCCAAGGAUGAAAAAUGCUGCAGCAACGGAUGUGGUCACCAGUGUACCGCACCUUACACAGCAAAACCAGGCGUGUGCCCGCUGAGCCGUAGAUUUGGGUUGUGCGCAGAGUCCUGCACCAACGACAGUGAUUGCCCCAAGGACGAAAAAUGCUGCGGCAACGGAUGUGGUCACCAGUGUAUCGCACCUUACACAGCAAAACCAGGCGUGUGCCCGCGGAGCAGUGGAUUCGGGGUGUGCGCAGAGUUCUGCGCCAACGACAGUGAUUGCCCCAAGGAUGAAAAAUGCUGCAGCAACGGAUGUGGUCACCAGUGUACCGCACCUUACACAGCAAAACCAGGCGUGUGCCCGCGGAGCCGUAGAUAUGGGUUGUGCGCAGAGUCCUGCACCAACGACAGUGAUUGCCCCAAGGACGAAAAAUGCUGCGGCAACGGAUGUGGUCACCAGUGUACCGCACCUUACACAGCAAAACCAGGCGUGUGCCCGCGCCGGAGCCGUGGAGCAGGGAUGUGCGCAGAGUUCUGCGCCAACGACAGUGAUUGCCCCAAGGAUGAAAAAUGUUGCCACAACGGAUGUGGUCACGAGUGUAUCGCACCUUACACAGUGAAACCUGGUCGCUGUGGCCUCCCGAAGGGGACCCCGAUGUGCGCAGAGUACUGUUACCAUGACGGCCAAUGUCCAGCGGAGCAGAAGUGUUGUCCGACAACCUGUGGCCACUCCUGCAGUGAACCAUGCUGAUUGGACAAUGGUGCUACCACAGGAGCUGAGACCUCAACAUUUUGUACUUGAGUUUUGUUUUUACAUGCAGGCAAACAUAAAAAUAACCUUCCAUGGGAAUGUUGUGAUUUUCUUGUUGUAUUAUUGCUGUUUUUGCUUUUUGUCCACUUUUCAGUAAAGGAGUAUGAAUUCC